This is a messenger RNA of Larimichthys crocea (large yellow croaker), 7987 nucleotides long. RefSeq names its product roundabout, axon guidance receptor, homolog 2 (Drosophila) (gene robo2). The transcript is spliced from 30 exons. The record is from RefSeq and is a predicted model, not a curated record. Lineage: Eukaryota; Metazoa; Chordata; Actinopteri; Sciaenidae. The coding region runs from base 745 to 5469 and encodes 1574 amino acids. Gene Ontology annotation, molecular function: protein binding.
UACAGCAGAUCCGUGUUUCGCGCAAGUGUGUCAAGCUUCAGUGUGGUGUGCUGCGGGCUGUGCCGGGUGCGCAUAGACCGUGCGCUCCUAGCGGCAGCGCUGUUGAAACCAAAAAAAAAGAAGCAGAGCGAGAGAGAGAGAGGAGGAGGAUGUUGAACUGACUUGUAGUAUGACUGUACAUUUACAGCGCUUUAUACCAGCCAAAGCACAUGGGUCUUUUGGGAGCUGGUUCCCGUUGUAAUAAAACAACUUUUUGGGAAUGCGCGAGAGUUGAGCGUGAACCGAGCCAUGUGUUGAAGUGUGGAAAGCCCGCUGAAGAUUUGAGAGGUGCCACAGACGCGUCCUGAGGAGCCGAGGAGCUGCGGAGAAGUGCGCAGCCUGCGUUUGUUUUUGCACUCUGGACUUUAAUUCUGUGCCUGUUUCUUCAGGCUCUCGGGGCUCCAGCCCGUCGUAGCAGGUCAUCUCGGAGAAAUAGCACAAAUUUCGGAUGAACUCGCGGGGCAGGCGGUGAUAAUCAUCAAAGACCGAGAGUUUGGUGGAUAUGAACACCCCGAGUAGCUCCGGGUGACCUACUCUGAAAUGGAUCCUCUCAAUUUGUGGACAUUUAAACUGGCUUUUGUCCGUAACUAGGACCUGUCCAGAACUCCCAGAAACACGGAGCACACUUGCCUGUCAUUUCGGACAUAUAUUUCUGCAGUGAAAUCGAGGAUUUGCGCGCCCGCAGUGGAUGUUUAAUAUGCUAGUAUGGGUCCGCUAGCGUUCAUCCUUGUUGGUGGAUUACUGUAUUUUCAAGUUGAUGGAUCCCGUCUGCGCCAGGAGGACUCCCCACCCCGGAUUGUGGAGCACCCCUCUGACCUGAUUGUCUCCAAAGGGGAGCCCGCCACUCUCAACUGUAAAGCGGAGGGGCGGCCGACCCCGACAGUGGAGUGGUACAAGGAUGGAGAGCGGGUGGAAACGGACAAAGAUGACCCACGUUCUCACCGCAUGCUGCUGCCCAGCGGCUCGCUUUUCUUCCUUCGCAUCGUUCACGGACGACGGAGCAAACCGGAUGAGGGAGCCUACGUCUGCGUGGCCCGGAACUACCUGGGAGAAGCUGUGAGCCGCAACGCAUCUUUGGAAGUAGCAUUGCUGCGAGAUGACUUCAGACAAAACCCCACAGAUGUGGUGGUGGCAGCAGGAGAGCCGGCAAUCCUUGAGUGCGUUCCUCCCAGAGGCCAUCCCGAACCCACCAUCUACUGGAAGAAAGACAAAGUGCGAAUUGACGACAAGGAUGACAGGAUCACAAUCCGAGGGGGGAAGCUGAUGAUCUCCAACACGAGAAAGAGUGACGCUGGCAUGUACAUCUGUGUGGGAACCAACAUGGUCGGAGAGAGGGACAGCGAGACAGCACAAGUCACCGUGUUUGAGCGGCCAACCUUCCUCCGGAGGCCCAUCAACCAGGUGGUCCUGGAAGAGGAGACGGUAGAGUUUCGCUGCCAGGUACACGGAGACCCUCAGCCAAAUGUACGCUGGAGGAAAGAUGACAUUGAUGUCCCUCGUGGGAGGUAUGAGAUCAAGUAUGACAAGGACGACUAUGUGCUGAGAGUGAAGAAGGCUUCGGUCAACGACGAGGGCACGUUCACAUGUGUGGCAGAAAACCGUGUAGGCAAACUGGAGGCCUCCGCCACUCUCACAGUCAGAGCUGCGCCCCAGUUUGUCAUCCGCCCAAGGGACCAAAUUGUGGCUCAAGGCCGCACUGCCACCUUCCCGUGUGAAACCAAAGGAAACCCUCAGCCUGCUGUCUUCUGGCAGAAGGAGGGAAGUCAGAAUUUGCUCUUUCCCAACCAACCCCAGCAGCCCAAUAGUCGCUUCUCGGUGUCACCCAGCGGAGACCUCACCAUUUCAUCUGUGCAGCGGGCAGACGCUGGUUACUAUAUCUGCCAGGCUCUGACCGUUGCAGGCAGUAUCCUCGCCAAGGCUCAACUGGAGGUCACAGAUGUGCUCACAGACAGGCCGCCACCCAUCAUUCGCCAAGGCCCGUCCAAUCAGACGCUCGGGGUGGACAGUGUGGCGAUGUUGAAGUGCCAGGCAUCGGGAGACCCCAUCCCCUCCAUCAGCUGGCUGAAGGAUGGGGUCAGUCUGCUGGGAAAGGACCCCCGCAUGUCGCUGCAGGAGCUGGGCAGCCUGCAGAUCAAAAACGUCAAGCUUUCAGACUCCGGGAUCUACACGUGUGUGGCUACCAGCUCCAGUGGUGAAACAUCAUGGAGUGCUUUCUUGGAAGUCAAAGAAGCAGGUGGAGUGAUAGUCAUGAAAACCCAUGAUGAGAACGAGCUCCCAGGCCCACCAUCCAAACCUCAGGUCACUGAUGUCACCAAGAACAGUGUGUCUUUGUCCUGGCAGCCCGGGAUGGCUGGAGCGUCACCCGUCUCCUCUUUUGUCAUCGAGGCGUUCAGUCAAUCUGUGAGCAACAGCUGGCAAACGGUAGCAGAUCAUAUCAAAACUACACAGUUUACCGUCAAAGGUCUCCGUCCCAACACCAUCUACCUGUUCAUGGUCCGAGCAGUCAACAGCCAGGGCCUGAGUGAUCCGAGCCCCAUGUCUGAUCCUGUCAGAACACAAGAUAUAAGUCCUCCAGCUCAGGGUGUCGACCACAGGCAUGUGCAGAAGGAACUUGGUGAGGUCAUAGUUCGGUUGCACAACCCAGUUGUCCUGAGUCCCACGACCAUUCAGGUGACAUGGACGGUGGAUCGUCAGUCCCAAUUCAUCCAGGGUUACCGAGUUCUGUACAGGCAGACGUCAGGUCUGCCUUCACCAGGACCUUGGCAGACCCAAGAUGUGAAGAUCCCUUCUGAGCGCACUGUCAUCCUCUCUGCACUUAAAAAGGGCAUUGUGUAUGAGAUCAAGGUCCGUCCCUAUUUCAACGAGUUUCAAGGCAUGGACAGUGAAUCCCGAACGGCCCGGACGACUGAGGAAGCUCCCAGUGCACCUCCGCAGCAGGUAACAGUCCUGACUGUGGGAAACCAGAACAGCACAUCCAUUAGCAUCUCCUGGGACCCCCCUCCACCAGACCACCAGAACGGCAUCAUCCAGGAGUACAAGAUCUGGUGUCUUGGGAAUGAGACACGUUUCCACGUAAAUAAGACUGUGGAUGCAGCCAUACGCUCUGUGGUGGUCGGUGGGCUGCAGGUGGGAGUGGUGUACCGGGUGGAAGUGGCUGCCAGCACAAGCGCGGGGGUUGGAGUCAAGAGUGAACCUCAGUCUAUUAUCAUUGGUAAGGAGUUUCGGGACGUGAUUAUCCAUGGAAACCGGAACAACAGCAUCACAGAACAGAUCACUGAUGUGGUGAAACAGCCUGCCUUUAUUGCUGGUAUUGGAGGAGCCUGCUGGGUCAUCCUCAUGGGAUUUAGCAUCUGGCUCUACUGGAGGAGAAAGAAGAGAAAGGGCCUGAGCAACUACGCAGUUCAGUCCUUCACCUUCACCCCUGCAGUGACAUUCCAGAGAGUCGAUGGUGGUCUGAUGAGCAACGGAAGCCGGCCAGGCCUGCUCAAUGCUAGUGACCCAGGUUACCCCUGGUUAGCGGACUCUUGGCCAGCCACCAGCCUGCCUGUCAACAGCAGCUCCGGGGGACCCAAUGACCUGAGUAACUUUGGCCGAGGAGAUCUCCCCACUGGGCAAGGAGAUAAGACGGGCACCAUGCUCUCUGAUGGAGCCAUCUAUAGCAGCAUAGACUUCACCACCAAAGCCAACUACAACAGCCCUGGCCAGACAUCCCAGGCCACUCCCUAUGCCACCACCCAGAUCCUCCACUCCAGUAGCAUCCACGAGCUGGCGGUGGAUUUGCCUGAGGCCCAGUGGAAGGCCUCAUUACAGGCCAAGCAGGAGAUGGCCAACCUGGGGUACUCCCUGCCCGACAAGAACUCCUGCAACAACACCCUCCUUUUCAUUCCUGACUACCGAUUGGCCGAUGGAUUGUCUAAUAGAAUACCACACAACCAAUCACAAGAUUUCAGCACCACCAGCUCUCACAACAGCUCAGAGCGAAGCGGCAGUCUCUCAGGUGGUAAGGGAGGAAAGAAGAAGAAGACCAAGGCUGGAUCCAAACCCAGUAAAGUCAAUGGGUCCAACUGGGCCAACGUUCCCUUGCCCCCUCCCCCUGUUCACCCUCUCCCCGGCACUGAGAUGGACCAUUAUCCCAACGAGCAUCAUGAUGGAGGAGGGUAUGAGAGUGAUGGUUGGGGUCCGCCCAUGCCUGUGCAGACCUACCUUCACCAGGGCAUGGAGGAUGAGCUGGAGGAAGAAGAGGAGAGGGUUCCAACCCCGCCCAUCCGAGGGGUUGCCUCUUCCCCAGCUGCCGUGUCCUUCGGACAGCAGUCCACAGCCACCCUUACCCCUUCUCCCCGGGACGAGAUGCAACCCAUGCUUCAGGCCCAUUUGGAUGAGCUGACCAGAGCAUACCAAAUGGACAUGGCAAAACAAACAUGGCACAUGCAGGUAGGCUCACUUCCUCCCCAGGCUCCAGCUCCUCCAGUGGGCUACGUGUCGAGCACAAUGGUUUCUGACCUGGAGACGGACCUGCCUGAUGAGGACGAGGAGGAGGAGGAAGAGGAGGAGGAUGAAGGCUAUGGAGCCAGGCAUCCCCGCGGUAUCGAGCACACACCAGGGUCUAGCAUGGACAACCUGGACAGCUCUUUAACAGGGUCCAUGGUGAAUGGGUGGGGCUCGGCCUCGGAGGAUGACCGUAAUUUCUCCAGCCAUAGGUCCAGUUUGGGCAGUUCGUCCGAUGGCUCCAUCUUUACACACUGCAGCUUUGCCCAGGCCCUGGUGGCCGCUGCAGACAAGGCAGGCUAUCGCCUGGAGGGCACUAGCCUCAGCAAGAGAGGUAAAGGCUUGUCCCACAGGCCCCGGCCCAGCAGUCCAUUCUCAACAGAUGGCAGCACAGUCGGCACACACAGCUUGGGCCACCAGAGGGCCACUAGGCCCACACGCAAACCCCGAAGCCAGGGCACAGCACCCCACCGGAGAGACGCUGGUGCAGACGACCUACCUCCUCCCCCUGAGCCUCCUCCCAGUCAGGGGCCGGGUCGUAUCCAGGGGGCCCGCAGCAUAAGCAGCAUGGUACCACCUACAGAUAGAAAGGCUUCAUCUCUGGAGCGCCCGCCGCUGUCUGGACCGGAUGACAUGAAGAGCUCCAUCGACAGACAGACACGCACUUCUCUGGAACAUCAUCGCCAGGCUCAAGACAGGCUGGGCUCCAUGGACCGAGCUGAUGAUGGGCGCAGGGGACACAAAACAGAGGAGGGCUGCCUGCCAUACAAUAAACCAUCCUUCCCCUCCCCUGGUGGCCACAGUUCCUCUGGCACGGCCUCCUCCAAGGGCUCGACAGGGCCACGCAAGGCCGAGGGUCCACGACAGCCACAUCAGUGGACCGCCACAGAGCACGCCGAAUUCCUGGGGACCAACGGACAGGGGCAGUACUCGGGAGAGUUAUAGUGAUCUGCCUCGGAUGUGAACUGGAGUAAACCCGGUCUUGUCCUGGAAAAAGAAUGACGCCCUCCCAGUCGGGGCAACGAACUUUGUCCUUUUCUGUGUGUUCUCAGAGGGAAGGAGUGCAACAGAGAAAAGCCGUGUCACAGAACUGUAAAUGUGAUGUAUAGACACAGACAUACUGUACAUCUCACUAUGUUUUUGUCCUCAAGAAAAUAUUUUCCACCUCCUACCUUACUGUAAUUUUCUUUUUGUUAGAAAAAGGCAAGUAACAAAAAAAAAAAUGAAAACAUCUAUAUAAGAGAACAAAUUUUCUGGUAACUGUCUCUGGGGGGAAAAAAGGGAAUUUUGUUUCCUGUAAAUAUUUUCUUUAACUUGUUGUUGCAUUGCUAUGCAAGCCUAAUUCAGUUUGAGCUUUUUAUUUCCAUAUACAGAAACAGUUGGUUUCAUCUGGUUAUUUGUAUUAUAUGUGAAUUGAGUGGCUGUUGUGCCAUAAAAUAAUUGUUUUAUAAUCCAUUGUUUGUUAAUAGUUACCAUUAAUUAUUAUCAUUAUUAUUAAUUAUUGUUUUUGCACUGCAAUUUUUGGUGAUAAGCACAAAAAACAUAGCUCCUGCUGACAUGAAGAACCGGAAGAAUAUGUGAAGAGGAGUUUCUGUACUGUAAAGUAAAGAGAAGAAAAAUUAUAUACUAAUGUACAGAGAGAUAUUAAAGAGUUAGGCUUUGCUCACAUAUAAGGCACCGUAGUUUCCAUAGUUGAGACUAAUUGGGUGGCAAACACACAAAGUUUCCGAGGGUCUGAAGGGAGGAAUUGAGGCUGGGAGAAUUGUACACAGAGGAUACUGUAUUACUGUAGGUAGUUGAUUAUUUAAUUCCUAAUUAACUGUCCCAAAACAAUAGUUUGAUAUCAGAAACAUUUAGUGCUCAAUGUUUUUGGCAACUCCAGGCGUCAUCUUGUUUUUUCACAGACAGACUGAGGGAGUUUUUUUUUCUUUCUUUCUUUUUUUAUAAAUGGUUCUCCACAUUUCAAGUUUUAUUUUCAAGAUUUACUGCCUAAAUAAUUUGACUUCACUGAGUUUACGCUCCUUAUUCAGUAUAAUAGCACACUAACCGUAAAGCAGUCAAAAGGGAGGUGGAGGUGGGGAGUCUGAUGGGUUCAGUCAAAGCACUUAGAGAGGCAGAUUUAUGAUUCUUCUGUUGCCUUAAUCGGUAAACAGACAUCGCAGACAAAGGAGUAUUUCUUGCGAUUAUUUGCAACAAUACUCCCAAACCUACCUUAAAUAUCCUGGAGCGCGUUUACAUCCUUUAUGUUUUAUGUCUUUAGUUCCAUUCAUUUUAACAUUCUUUGCCUUUUGGAGCACUUACUGUUUUAUGUUUGUUGUAUUACCUGUGGUACAGUAUCAUCCAAGAACACACUGACCCGCUUAAAUUUGCUCUAAAGGUUGGUGCCUCACUUAACCAAUACACGUCGAUCAGCACAGUCUUGUGUCGAUAACUUUGAGGAGAGGGGGAAAAAAUACAAAUAAAACAGUGUGUGUACGAUUUACAAUGUAGCUCUGAGUCACUGUUUGGGAGUGAUGACGGAGAGAAAAGCCUUGUAUAUUAACGAGCAGGUCCCACUGCCUCCAUGUCUACAGCCACAGUGUGGAGCAGAACACUUUCUAUCUGCCUGACCGCCACAAAACACACACACACACACUUAUCAUCCGCAGCUUUCGACUUCUCAGCCUCUGAAUCUCGAGUUUUGUCUUUUCAGACAAUGUUUUUAUUGGUUGUCCUUUUUUAAUGAAAUGCUUGUUUCUUUGUAUGCCUUUUAUGGACUCCAAAACGCUGCUUACAAACAAUGUUUUCAAUAUUAAUGUUCAGGAUUUUUGUGGUUCAAUGACUGUUUGUUUUGUCUUUUUUUGUACUGCUAAUGUUGAUUAAAAAAAACGGGGGGGUGGAAACUAAAAAGGCCGUCAGAUGCUGUUGUACUGUUGUCGUCAUGCCAUCGUCAUUUUAUAUCAUCCGCCCAGUGGCCAGUGUUCUGGAAAUGAGGUGCAAAGAGUAUCUCAGGUUAUUUUACAUUCUGGUGGUGUUUAUGUAUGUGUAUAUAUGUGUAUAUAUCCAUACGCAUCUCCACUUGAUUAUGCCAUUCCAUUUUCAUUGACAAAAAUAUCCCUCUCAUGUCCGAUUCUGUCGUCCCCUCUUUUUUCUUUUCUGCUGUGGAGUUUUGAUUCUGAGUAUAAUGUGCUGGUUCAUCCACCUUUUAAGACAAGAUGUCAGUAAAAGAACAUACCAAAUUAAGAUUGAUAUUUCUAAUGUCUAAUGCGUUUUAGUGUCUCUUUAAUACUCAUUGUUUUCUUUUAAAUCACAGUGUCGUUUUGUAUUUAUUAAAAUGAUAAUAAAAGUAUAUUGUGAAAUAUGCAUAAAGAUUCGUGGAAUAUAAAACGUGUUUUUUUUUUUUGUUUUGUUUUUGUUUUUUUAAUUAUCGUUCCUUGUAAAGUUUGCUGUCAGAGCCGAGCAGCGAGGCCACAAGAAGAUGAUA